Molecule: messenger RNA, 2934 nt
Organism: Trichoderma virens Gv29-8
Lineage: Eukaryota; Fungi; Ascomycota; Sordariomycetes; Hypocreales; Hypocreaceae
Exons: 1
Coding region: 50-2815 (921 amino acids)
Source: RefSeq, a predicted model, not a curated record
CUCAAUCCGCCGAAUCCCACAAGCUCAGCUGCAGCUAUGGGCCGUCGAAAUGGCCUCCACCCCUCCCGUACCCUCUAAGGCCGCUCUCAAUGCCCUUCGCGGCGUUCUUUUGACAACAUCAUGUUCCGUCGUCUUCCUCGCCGAAGAGCGUCGCCGCCGACUCAAGAUUGCUCGCGCUGCCAUUGAUAACGCGCGGAAGCUGCAUACCGUCAAAAGUAACAGAGGCGCCGUUGCGCUGAGCGAAAGCUGGGAAGACAGGUUGGCGGAUCUUGGGGAUGAGGUUUUAGCCCUUCCAUCAGCCUCGCGUCCGAAGAAUUCCUAUCGAAGACGACGCCGGAGCAAUUCUUCCAAUUCUCUCAUAAGCGGCAGUGGCAUCGAUUCCAACAGAUUUCCGUCCGAACAUCGUGAACCUGCUAGUGGGAUCCCAGCUUCCGGCGUGGAGCAGAGGACCCAAGAGGCACAGAUAUCCAACUUUGGGCUAGAUGCGGCCAGGCUUAUUCUCCCAUUGGCUGACAGCCGGCAGCUGGAUGCAUCGUUCAAAUCUUUGGCAGCUUCUACAAUACCAGUUCUUCCGCUUCUUUCCAGGGAGGAGGGAUCUCACAAAGAUAGGACGGAUGUUGGUACACGGGUGAAGGUGUCUCUGCAUAGAGAUUAUAUGUCUACCCUGCGCUCUCCAGACACGAGGAACGGUUCGCCAUCUCUUCAUGAACUACUGCAGUUUGACUCUUCUGCUUUGACUCGCCUAUCCUUGACAAGCAUGCCGACCCAGGACAGAACAACUCAACCCCACCAUGUCGAUAAAGCUGCGGAGCUUGAGCGAAUGCUGCAGGAUUUAGAGAUGGGCCAGUCAACAAGCACUUUGACAUCUGAAAUGGUAGAUCUGGCCAUUACCCAGCUACAAACUUUAUCAACAUCGCGGCACACAACCCCUGGCUUAAGCAGCCUUGUCAAAUCAAACGGAUUACGAUUGCUGAAAAUCACCAUCGAAUCUGACCCUACAAAAAUGGAUACCGUUCUUACAACCUUACUUCCGAAGUUUAAAGACCCUAUUCAGAUCCUAUCACCUUUAACAAAGUGGCUGUGGGAGAAGAAGGAUAAGAAAGGCUUAGAGCGACUUCUUCAAUUUCUCUCUGACCGCAAACAAACGCGGUUCUGGAUGCAUGGCAUGAUGCUCUAUCGAGUGCUCUCUGGUCUUGAUGAGGUCAUGGGGAGCUUCAAGGAUAUCAAACACUUGUAUCGACUUCUCCAAAGUGCUGGCUUGUACCAUGAAAUUGCCGUGCCGUCCAAUAUUGAGUACAAAAUACGUCGCCUAAUGGUUUCCAAGGCUCUGAAAGCAGGAGACGACGCAUUUGCUCAGGAGGAAAUGAAAAGCCUUUGCAAAUUGGACCCAGAUGCAGCCAAGUCAGAUAUAAAGCUCCAGAGCAGGAUAAUAGUGCGGGAGGCUGCACUUGGACACUGGGAAUCUGUUCGUAACGGCAUAGAAGCACUUGAGGGUUCUGACAACACAAAGGCAAACGACUUACGGUAUAUGAUUAGCAAGAUCACAGAUGUAUUUGUGCAGACUUGCUCUUCGGAAGGACUUGAGGCUCUGCUGAGGAAAUUUGUGCGCAAUUACAAAAUACCCCUGAGGUCCAGAUGGGUCAACCUCGUCUUGGACCGACAUGCAAGCCGCCAUGAUCUUGACUCGAUGUUUUCAUGGUUGCAGUUUUGCAAUGAAGCGGGAUUUCAGAUGGACGACACAUUUAUGCAGCGAUUCUAUUCUGGAUGCCGAAAAUACUGGAGCUUCUCCGACAAAACUAUAACAGAUUUACAUCAAAACCUCCAAGGACUGUCACCGGCUGUCUCGAACUUUUCACUCAGUAAAGCUGAUGGAAAGGGCCUGAAUGAUGCGCCACCCACUUCUCUCGAGUCACGCCGCUGGUUAUCUGAAGCGGAUGCUUUCGAGUGCAUGGAGUGGUUCUCAGGUCGAAACGAGUGGGAGCGCGUCUGUGAGGCGUAUGGUGAGUUGCUGUCAAGCGGUUUAACCUCAUCAGUCCGCUGCCUUCGUCUAGCAGUCAUAGGACAUAUUAGGAGGCAAGAUGGAAGCAUUGAUGAAGCGGCAUCACUUAUUGACGAAGCUCGCGGAAGAGGUCAAGAUGUGACGGAAGCCCUGACUCCUCUUUUACUUGCAAGGCUUGAGAAAGGUGAUGACGCUGGGGAUUUAGUAAGGCAGGCUCUACGUCGAGGCACUCGCAUCCACGACAGCGUGUACAACAAAGCUGCUCAAAUACUCUCGGCCAAGGGUGACUUGCAAGGAGCUGCCACCAUGUGUGAGGUAGCGGCGAGAGAAAAUGGCAACGGGGAACUCUUGUACAGCGAGUACAACUUUUCCAACCUUGUUUUUGCAUACACCGGCUCUGCCAGCUACAACGCCUUGAAGUCUAUCCUGUCCAAGUUUACGUCGGAAGUCCAGUGGUGGCGCGGCAGCCGGGCUUGCAAGGAGAGCAUCAAGCUAGCGAUGAAGACAACAGCGAUGCGAGCAGUGGUACACCCCAAAGAAAAGAAUGACCACAAGGAUGCUCUCUUCAAGCUCGACGAAGCCCUCAUUCAUGUCAAGAAGUGCCGCUCCACUAAAGACGACCGACGGGCGGUGACGGAGGCAUUUAUACGGAUGAUUCGACCUUUGGCAGCCGAACCUGAGCAGGAUCACACAGAUGCACGGAAGUUAAACCUGGCUACGGUGGAAGUGUCAGUGCCAGAGUUGUCGGAAACGAAGCCCUUUCAAAGAUCGGUUCUGGUGGCUCGCCAGGGAUUGGCGGUUGCUGGAGAAGCAUGAUGGAACAUGGAAAUUGUAUAUGAUUAGAUGUAUUGGAAUGAACACACAAAAUGCCAUGUAUCCAAUAGGAACUAUCUGUAUACGUAGUAAAAUUAAAUAUCACUAGCAAUCAUUGGUUG